This is a messenger RNA of Mycena indigotica, 2265 nucleotides long. RefSeq lists its product as uncharacterized. Bases 1 to 2265 code for a protein of 754 amino acids. The transcript is spliced from 5 exons. Lineage: Eukaryota; Fungi; Basidiomycota; Agaricomycetes; Agaricales; Mycenaceae. The record is from RefSeq and is a predicted model, not a curated record. Gene Ontology annotation, molecular function: RNA binding.
AUGUCUCGUCUCCUCGUCCAGAACCUACCCGUAUACGUGACUCCCGUCAAACUUAGAGAACACUUCUCUCAAUCCGCUGGCCCUGGUGGUACUAUUACGGAUGUUCAAGUUGCACACAAAUCAGACGGCACUUCUCGGCGCUUUGGGUUUGUCGGCUACAAGACUGACGCUGAGGCCACUGCUGCCAAGGAAUGGUUCAAUCGCACGUACAUCGAUACGACGAAGAUCAAGGUCCAGACCGUCGAUGGGACGAAGGACGCUCCUGAACCAAGGCCUAAUAAACGCCCUCGCUUAGGGCCGUCGCCGAAUGACCCCCUCGAAAAGCCUUCGAAGAAAAGCAAGCAAAACACCGAUAAACCGGUCAAGGAGGACAAGCAAUUUGAUGAGUUCGCGCAGGUCAUGAAGCCGCGUCAGAAGAAGACUUGGGCGAACGAAGCUGCUCCGUCAGCACCAGCAGAUGUACCUCCUCCAUCAUCGAUAGUUGUCGACAACAAAAUGAUGGAUGUAGACGAUCCUGCUGUUUCGAAGAUGGAGAAUGAAGAAAUGUCCGAUUUGGAGUGGAUGCGGCGCCGAAUGAAGGAUAGCGCAGCUGUUGGAGAGAAAGCUUUUGAACAAUCGGACGAUGAAGCUCCCCCAAUAGACGAGCCUGAACCAGAAAAAGCUCCUGUCGACAGCGUCAAAGAGACGAUUCUGCAAACUUCCAGGCUGUUCGUGCGGAAUUUGGCUUUCUCAUGCACAGAGCAAGACCUUCGAGAGUUAUUCAGUCCAUUUGGCGACAUUUCCCAGGUCCACAUUCCCCUGGACCCCGUUUCAAAACAGUCAAAAGGCGUGGCAUACGUGACGUUCAGACAAUCGAUUGACGCUGUAUCGGCAUACGAGGCGCUCGAUGGCAAGUCCUUUCAAGGCCGACUAGUCCAUGUGCUAGCAGCGGUGGAUCGCAAGCCGCAGUUCGAGGUCGUUGAAGGGGAUGGACGGAAAAAGACGGUUAAAGGGGAACGUGCUGCUCAACGGAAGGCUGCGGCAGGGAAGGAGUUCAAUUGGAGCAUGCUCUACAUGAACAGUGAUGCGGUCGCUUCAUCUAUCGCGGAUCGAAUGCAAAUAUCCAAGGCCGACAUCCUCAAUCCCGAAGGCUCCGAUAACGCUGCUGUUAAGCUCGCCCUCGCAGAAACACACAUCAUCAACGAAACCAAGGCCUACUUCGAAGCUGAAGGCGUCCUCCUCGACUCGUUUGGUAGUCGUACUCGCUCCGACACGAUUAUCCUCGUCAAAAACAUACCAUACGGUACAACCUCAACGCAAAUCGAAGAGCUAUUCAAAACACACGGAGAGUUAACAAGGAUACUAGUCCCACCAGCGGGGACAAUCGCGGUAGUCGAGUUCGCAAGGGCAGACCAAGCCAAGAAAGCUUAUCAUGCAGUUGCUUACUCUCGCAUGGGCAACUCUGUUGUUUAUGUCGAGAAAGGGCCAAUGGGAAUGUUUGGUGAUGGACCUGUGGUAGCGCGAACAGAGGGAGCCCCACCAUCUGAAGCUCGUGUCGUCAAGAUCGCAGAACAAACGACAUAUGGCGAUACGGAAGAAAUAGAGCCGUCCCUGGCUUCUGGCACCACACUCUUCGUGAAAAACCUUUCGUUUGCAACGACCAACGAGCGUUUGGUGUCUGUUUUCGGCAAUCUACCUUCGUUCUCGUUCGCUCGCAUCCAGACUAAACCUGAUCCGAAGCGACCUGGUGGACGCCUUAGCAUGGGUUAUGGUUUUAUUGGCUUCAAAGAGCAAGAAGGGGCUCAACGGGCCUUGAAGAGUAUGCAAGGCUUUGUGCUCGAUGGACACGCGCUCCACGUCAAGUUCGCUGGGAGAGGUACGGAGGGGCAAGAGAGCAAGGAGAGCAGCAAGAGCAGAACGACAAAGAUGAUCAUCAAAAAUGUUCCCUUCGAAGCCACGAAGAAGGACAUUCGGGAGCUGGUCAGCUCGUAUGGGACGCUCAAAUCAGUCCGCUUGCCCAAGAAGUUUGACUCACGGUCCCGUGGGUUUGCAUUCCUCGACUUCAUCUCGCGAGCAGAGGCGGAAAACGCGUAUUCUGCGUUGCGCCACACCCAUCUGCUUGGCCGACACCUUGUUCUGCAAUGGGCUGAAGAAGGGGAGCAAGAUCUGGAGGUUUUACGGAAGAAGGCUGGUGUUGGGUUGGGUACCGGCGGCGAAAUGCCUGGUCGGAAAAGGAAGCUGGAUAUGGGGAAAACGGGAGAGGAAGACCCUGAAACGUUUGAGUAG